GCUGUCUCCACAGUGUCUCUGUCUCUCUAUUUAGUCUUUCCUGUUAUCUGGCCAGUGAGGCGACUUGCAGUGCUCUGCGUGGAGGACGGCGGGUGGGAGGGUGAGCUGUCAGAAGGACUUGUGGACAGGUCGGUCCGUUUUCCCUCGUCUCCGUCUUCAGCUGUCUGUCCAUCACUGUAAUAGAGCUGCCUACAUCUUGUGGAUUUAUCUCUGUGUGAGUGACACCUGGGAAGGCAAGGGAAACCUGAGCAUAGAGGCAGGAGUCUGCCUCCUCCACCUCCACUCCUCCUGUGUGUGUGGAUGACCUCUGCUCCUCUAGUCUGCUCCUCAGCACCAUGAACAAGAUGAAGAACUUUAAGAGGCGUUUCUCUCUAUCUGUUCCUCGCACUGAGACCAUUGAGGAGAAUGAAUUCACUGAGCAGAUCAACCAGCUCAACAUUCGGCACACUCAGGGCCUGACCCCAGACAGACUGGGUCCUCCCUCUCAUGAUGCCAGUCCGGUGAGCCCUGAACCAACCACACCUGGAGCUCAGUCUCCAUCUCACCUCCACUACCACAGCAAGGCCCAGCACAGACGUUUCUCCAUGGAGGAUGUCAGUAAGCGCAUGUCCCUGCCCAUGGACAUCCGUCUGCCUCCAGAGUUCCUCAAGAAACUGCAGCUGGAAAGUGAAAACUCACCACUUGGCAAACCUCUCAGUCGCAUGUCUCGACGUGCUUCACUGUCUGACAUAGGCUUUGGAAAACUGGAGACAUACGUGAAGCUUGGCAAACUGGGCGAGGGGACAUAUGCUACAGUAUUCAAAGGGCGAAGCAAGCUAACAGAGAACCUGGUGGCUUUGAAGGAGAUUCGACUGGAGCACGAGGAGGGAGCACCAUGCACUGCUAUCAGAGAGGUGUCUUUACUGAAGAACCUGAAGCACGCCAACAUUGUCACACUGCACGACAUCAUCCACACCGACCGCUGCCUCACUCUGGUGUUUGAGUAUCUUGACAGUGACCUUAAACAAUACUUGGACAACUGUGGGAAUCUUAUGAGCAUGCAUAAUGUCAAGAUCUUCAUGUUCCAACUGCUGCGUGGCCUCUCCUACUGCCACAAGAGGAAAAUCCUCCACAGAGACCUAAAGCCUCAGAACCUGCUCAUCAAUGAUAAGGGCGAGCUGAAACUGGCCGACUUUGGUUUGGCGAGGGCUAAGUCUGUCCCCACUAAGACCUACUCCAAUGAGGUAGUUACUCUGUGGUACAGGCCCCCCGACGUGCUGCUUGGCUCCACAGAAUACUCCACCCCCAUUGACAUGUGGGGCGUGGGCUGUAUUCUGUAUGAGAUGGCAACAGGUCGUCCCAUGUUUCCUGGUGCUACGGUGAAGGAGGAGCUUCAUCUCAUUUUUAGACUCAUUGGCACUCCGACAGAGGAGACUUGGUCUGGCAUCAGCAGUAAUGAGGACUUUAGGUCCUACCUCUUUCCUCAAUACAGACCUCAAGCUCUCAUCAACCAUGUGCCCAGGUUGGACACAGAGGGGAUUGAUCUACUGUCUGCUCUGCUGCUGUACGACACCAGGAGCAGAAUUUCAUCUGAAGCUGCUCUACAGCACCCGUACUUCCUGAGUCUGGGGGAUAACAUACACAAUUUGGCAGACACUGCCUCAGUGUUUUCCCUAAGAGAGGUGAAGCUCCAGAAGGACCCAGGCCACCGCAGCUCAGUGUUUCAGCCUUUAGGUCGAGGAAAGAACCGAAGACAAAGCAUUUUCUAAAAGGAGGUGCAGAGGAGGAAAAGAGACACACUGAAAAGAAGAGCGGCCUUUUCAGACCAUAUCAGAAAGGCCCACACAGCUCAGCACAUUCACAAGCAUGCCUCAUCCACAUACACACACCUGCAUGUACACACAAACUUAUGUUCAUUCAUUCAUUUCCAUGACAGCUGACCUUGGAGACAAACAGGGUUUAUGGAAAGACACUUGUAGUGCACUUGAAAUGACUGAGCUGAGAUACACUCUCCCUCCCCUUACACACACACACACACACACACACACACACACACACACAUUUGCACAAUCAGCGACAUUGAACAUGCUGCCAUUACUUAGUUGCACCAGAGACACCAGAGAUUUAAGUAUCCUGUCAACACACACAUACAGUACAUUUCAACCCUAGAAAAAACAUUUCACUAAAUAAAACUGCUUGACAUAGUGCUACCUUCUAUUCAGAGCACAUCCAGUGCUCUGACCAUCUAAGGUAGUUACAACAUCUGGACCCAUCAUACAGUUGCAGGUGUGCAGAAGUAUUGCCUGAACAUUACUGGGACAAACACACAGGAUGGCUGUGGUGUGAAUGGAAGUAGCUUUAGUCUUAUGUAAAAUCUAAUUAGAUGAAUUUACUAUCAAAUUCUCUUAACUGUUUUGUCCAAAUAAUGUUUAGACUUAUCUCUAAACCAAAACACCAAGAUGUAGAUCAAAGAUACACUUUCUGAUUUAGUUUUAGCAUCUAAUGGUGCCUCCAAAUUUGCUCCUGCUCAAAGGUGUCAUUCUGGGAUUAGUGGGUACUUUCAGGGUCUCAACUUCUCAGUUGGACUUUAUGUACAGUGCAUUCAGAAAGUAAUCAGACCCCUUCACUUUUUCUUCAUUUUGCAGCCUCAUAUAUAUAUAUAUAUACGUACAAAUUCAACUUGUAUUAUGAGAAUACUGAUAAUAUAACAAAAAUAUAUACAAUUGUGGUCUCUUUAUUUGGAGUUUUUCUAGAACCUGUUUAUGAUAGUGUUGAUUCACCCUUCUGGAACCCACUCCUCCAAAAUUAUACCCUUAAUGUCAAUGAAAACAAUCAACAUGGCCUUGAAUUUGGACUUGCUUUGUCGUGCUUUUUUCACCUUGGCAACGAAGGAGUUUUCUCUUUUGUGACAUUUUGUCUCAGGAUUGUACUGGAAGAUUCAAGUUACAUUGCAUGUAAUCACCCCUUCUAAAAAAAAUGUGGGUUUCCUUCAGUUUGUUCCCUAAUGUCUCCACAAAUUUGCUUGCGUUUUUCCUUUUGAUCAGGAGUCAGAAGUUUUGGGACAACUUUGGCACACAUUUUUGUCAUGUUAAAAUUUUUAUGCAAAAUUUGCCAAACUAUCUCUUAAUCAAUGGAGACCAUUUCUGCUAUCAUUCUUAUACUGAGUCUUUUAUUUAAUAGCCAUACCUCAUACACACACACACACACACAUAUAUAUAUACAUAUAUAUGUGUAUGUAUGUAUAUAUAUUUAAUAAUGGCAUCAACAAAAGACACUAUUACACUACACUAUUGCUAUUAAUACAUUUGCAAAAUUUUUCAAAUUUGUGUUUUAACUUUUUUUAACUUGGGGUAUUGAUUGUAGAUUGAUGAGGGGAAAAAAUCUUUUUAACAUAUCAUUUUAACAUGAAGCAGCAACAUUACAAAAUGUGAAAAAACUGAAGGGGUCUGAAUAAUUACUUAGUGCACAGUACAUUUUCUGGGAGAGAAAUUCUCAAGACUUUUAGACAUUUAGCUAUUUAAUUGUAAAUUAUUAGUAUUUAUCACAUAAAGAAAAUGGUAAUGGUAGCUGUAGCCCUGGAUACCAUUAGGCAGUUGGUAAAUAAAUGCAGGGUGUGUGUAUUUACAGAGGAUUAGCACAUUUAACUGUUCCUGUCUUUGUUAAUAAUAAAGGAACUAACAGGCUAAUUAAGCAGUGAAAUGUUAUCAUGAGGCUACCGACCUCUUAAACAAACAAAUAUGUUGGCUAACGCAAAAUGUGCGUGGCUAAUGCAUUAGAUCACAAUGGUUAUCUACUUGGAUACUAAUAAACUGGCAUAAUUUAAACUAAAUUAGAUUAAUUUGUGAUGAAUUGAUUUGUUCAUCAGGUCAGAGGAUUCUCCUAGUAUGGCUGCUGCGUUGUGUGACUUGGCAGUCUUGAAGUUGUACAUAAAGAAGUAGUCCAGACAUUAAACUUGUAGCAAUUUCCGGUACCUCCACUCACAUGAAGCAAAUAUUUAACCUACCACAGAGUCUGAUUCCAUCAUGAAUAUAAGACUUAAAUUGAUUUAUGUCAACAGAUUUGCCUUGCUACAGUAACCCCAUGUUUCAAUGCAGUGUGGGGUUGUGUUCCAUACAGUGUUAACAGCUGACUUUCACUCCAGUUUUUGAAGUUGCCUUAGUAAACUGUGCAUGAUAUUUUGGCUUGUGAAGAGUCUAUAUUUGAUCUAGUGUAGCCAAUGUGUUAGGAGGCAUUUGCUUUAUGUCUGUGAAUAACUCACUAUGAGUGUAUGUAUUUCUUAGUCUCCUAUUUGCACAAACCAGAAGUGUCCUCUGAAGCCUGCUCCCAUUCCCUUUGUGUCUUACCUAACAUGGUUUUAAAAUAUGACCCCAUAUUGUACCAAAACCCCUUAUCCCUAGACCUAGUAAACCGGGAAAGUAUGUUCUACAAACACUUUCUUGUAGCAAAUUACUCUAAGUAGGUGUCACCACUACCCCUUAAUGUUUUGCUCAGCUCUAUUACACCUAUUGCUGGGGAACACUGAUUGCUGUAGAACCACAAAAGUCAAUGUAUACAAAUACAUUCAGAUUAAAGUCCACCCAUCUGUUAACAGUCACAAAUGUGAAAAUUUCAAAUCUUGCUUAGUGCCCUUCACAGUUCUUUUGUGACUGAUUGGGAUUGAGCCCAGAGGUUAUGUGAAUGCCCUAGAUGAUGAAAUGAUCUGCAGUCACAAAAAUGAUGGGGCUUGUGGCUAAGUUACACUCCUCUGCUCUUUAUCUGCUCUAACUCUGUCUCUGUCCUCUUCUGUGUUCUCCUCUGUGUCCAGCGCUGCUGAGUUACAGCAGAAAAGACAAUUACACAGGGUUGGGGCCAUAUUAGUGGCCUAAGGUGUGUGAUUAAGGUUGUCUCUUAAAUCAAUGGUGCAAUAUAAAAAGAAAGUAUGUGUGGAAUACAACAGUGGCUUCCUAUCACCAUUAUUCUUUUAAUCAAUAAAAUUGUGCUGUGCUUUUAGAUCAGCAGAUGCACGUAUAUUCAAUAAUCAGAUGUCAGUUUUGGAAAUUUUAAAAAAAACUGAUUCAGGUGUUGUUAGAUGAUCCCACAAAAACUCAGACUGGAGCAAAACUGACCCCCUCCCAGGUAUUAAACCACUGUAGGGUCAUUCACACAUUGAGGAUCAUUAAGGUCAUUGUUGAGGGCCAACUCUUGUAGGUCAAGACUCUGCACUCUACAAAAGAGGAUGGACACUUAGAAAUGUGCAGAUAUGAGUACAGAUGGUUUAGAAGAGCAGUGAAGCACACUAUCUAUUUUAAACUGGAGCAACCAUUGGCCAACAAAGGGGACAUAGACUCAGCCACUUAUUAAACCAUCCCGACAUCCCUUCCCAGGCAGUCAAAGACCCAUUCACACCUUCACUUCACUGUAACAACACUUACAUGAUUUAAAGAGGUUUAGAAGAAGUUAAAAAAAAGAGCUAGUUUUGAUGCCCUAUUGUAAGAAGCCAGAAGGAUUAGAUUAGAAGGAUAGAGGAAAGAUGCCAUAAUUAUUUAAAUGUAGGGAAAAUACACAUUUUCAGAUCGAUCUCCCCUUUGAAGAAGGACAGACUUGGCAAUGAUGAGAACAAAUAAGUACAGUACUAUGAUAACUCACAUCUCCUAUCAAGGAAUGUUUAAAGAAUGAAAAAACACAACUUGAAAGAAAAGUUCUAACCCUGCUUAUUUUCUCACCUUCACACAGUUGGCCAGUCACUGAAUGAAGUGUGAGUGUCUGUUAGUUUCAGAAAAUUUCAGAAAGGUGUGGGAGAGAGGGUUUCAGACUGAACAAGCACUUCUGAUGAAGCAUACUGGUAGCUUAAAAAUUUGAAUGCCAUUUGGCCCAAGGGAGUCAGUAUGCUUCAAACAAAGAGCCUGUCAGAUUGUCAGACAACAAUUAGUUCCCCCUCACCUAUCCAACAAUGGAGAUGGGCACACUGCAUCAGACAAUUUUCUGAAACAACAGGUGAGGGCUUGAACCUGUUGCUAUAGUUUUUUUUUCAUUCUUUUCAUACCUUUUAUCACAAGCCUUCAAGGAGAAACUACAGAGGCAUGUGCCAUUAUCCCCAUUUUUACAAUUGACGUCUCACCCCUCUGUUGCAGGCUUUUCAUCUCAUCUUUUUACAUAUGACUAUUUGGAGCAGGCAUGAACACAUGAAAUUGGACACCCGACACAUGCCUCCCAAAAUUUUAAACUUUGCUGUCUGUGGCAGCCGAAGUACCUCUUUGUUGAUGAUUUGUACCCCUGAGCUUAUCACCUCUGUUUCUUCCAAAACACACCUGUAGUCAGAUAAAUAAAGUAUUUAUGAACAACUGAAAACAAUGAAGCAAGCAGAAACCAACGCACAUGUUGCAUGCAAUGGCAACAUCCACUGUAAAAGUAUUCUUUUCUUCAGCAGUCUUCCAGAGACUAGAGCGCAGUUUAUGCAGUUAUGUACACAGUAAUUUUUGGGAACUGUGCAUAUACAGCUUAAAACCAUGCUGAGAACUUAAUGACUCUUACAUGAUUGUGAUGUUGCCAAAUGAUUCACAUGUGAACUCUCAACAUUAGAAUGACCCUACAGAGGUUAAAUCCCUUGACUCCUGACUCAGUCUGAACUGAGAAAGCUUUUCAAAUGAGAGGCAAAACAUCUUUAAGAAAUCUACAGCAGAUCUACAGCAGCUGGCUUUUAUUUAGCACAUCGAGAUGACUGAGUACACAGAUUUGAGGAGCAAAGGAAAGACAUUUGAGACUGUUAAGUGAAGCCAGGGGUAGAGAACCUAGUAAUCAUAGAGUUGAUGGCUUGACUUUCAAAAGGAGGGUGUGUUCAGGCUCCCUUAAGCCAAGCCCUGAACACCUAAAGCAAUCAUGUGCCAGACUGAUUUGAAGAGUUGAAUGUGUGUAGGCCAGGGGGAUUUAUGUUUGUGUAUGAGUGAAGAGACAAAUGCCAGUGGAAGUUAAUGGCUGCUGAAAGUUUUUCUACCUCUGAGAGUGAAUGAAGCUGAGGGAAGAAUAAUGUUAUGACCAUCCAACCCUCUGAUCCAUUGUCAGUGAGCACAAGUAGAGGUGACAGCAGUUUGAAGAGAGAAAUUCAGGGCAAACCUCCAAGGACUUCAGAGGGAUGUACAUCUGUGGAUGUUGCACUUCCAAACCUCCCCCCUACCCUCAGUGGCAGAAGUAUUACUUUGUGUUAAGUUGUGGUAAAUUAAGCUAUUUUAAAUACUGUAUUGACAAAGAAAAUAUAUAUGUAUUUUAAACAGAUGUUUUCAUCUUUCAGUGAGUUUUAUUCUGUAUUUAAAAAAAAUAAUCUAUAAAAAAUAAAGCACUGUAUUUGAAAUAAAAUAAAGAAAAAACCCGCAGAUGAUGUCUAAAUGUUUUAUAAAAGAUAUGUUUAGAUUUUGUAUAAGAUGUGAUAUUUUGUGUGAUUUGUCUACACUGUUAAAAAAUGAGAAAUUGAAUGUACUGUGACUGCCAACAGGCAUAAAAUUGAUUGAAUAAUUGAUUCAUUAAUGAAUAUAUAUAAUAUAUUAAAAUUCUGGAACACA
Lates calcarifer (barramundi perch) is the source of this 7511-nucleotide messenger RNA. RefSeq names its product cyclin dependent kinase 18 (gene cdk18). Gene Ontology annotation, molecular function: ATP binding; protein kinase activity. NCBI's taxonomy places the organism in Eukaryota, Metazoa, Chordata, Actinopteri, Centropomidae. The record is from RefSeq and is a predicted model, not a curated record. Gene Ontology annotation, cellular component: nucleus; cytoplasm. The transcript has 16 exons. Bases 336 to 1748 code for a protein of 470 amino acids. Gene Ontology annotation, biological process: protein phosphorylation.